AUGACGUACGAUAGCCUUAUGGUAAGCCAGUACAUAUGCCUGGACUUCGUCAAUGCCAUCAUCAGUAACAGAUCUGUCACCCCUGCAUUGCCCUACGUAGCCGUGUAUGCACAUGCGCCUGGGAAAUUACUCCGUGCCGUGUCGGUACAUGUGGGGUGCAUGGACCACUUCUCUUUUCAAAGUCGAAAUAGAGCUGACAUCGUCUUACUCCGCGCCGGACCCGGCUGUCUUUCCUCGACGGCCUGUUGGCACCAAGAAGCUUCCAUGAGCCCCUUAUCCGCGAACGGGUUUUCUGAAUAUCUUAUGCAUUCGUAA
Bipolaris oryzae ATCC 44560 is the source of this 315-nucleotide messenger RNA. RefSeq lists its product as uncharacterized. The transcript is spliced from 2 exons. NCBI's taxonomy places the organism in Eukaryota, Fungi, Ascomycota, Dothideomycetes, Pleosporales, Pleosporaceae. The record is from RefSeq and is a predicted model, not a curated record. Bases 1 to 315 code for a protein of 104 amino acids.